Meriones unguiculatus (Mongolian gerbil) is the source of this 216-nucleotide messenger RNA. RefSeq names its product protein PET100 homolog, mitochondrial. Lineage: Eukaryota; Metazoa; Chordata; Mammalia; Rodentia; Muridae. Gene Ontology annotation, cellular component: mitochondrion; mitochondrial inner membrane. Gene Ontology annotation, biological process: mitochondrial respiratory chain complex IV assembly. The record is from RefSeq and is a predicted model, not a curated record.
AUGGGGGUGAAGCUGGAGGUAUAUUGGAAGUUGCUCUACCUCAUUUUUCCCCUGGUUAUGUUUUGGAUCUCCAACCAGGCAGAAUGAUUUGAGGAUGUUUUCUAGCACAAGAGGGAGGCAUGGCCACGAGAGAAGGAAGGUCAGUGCCAGGAGCUAGAAGAAUUCAAACAGAAGAUCCAGAAGCAGAGGGAACAGAGACUUCUCCAAGCUGCCUAG